AUGUCUGCCGCGGGGGGCAUAUGGGCACCAGCAGCCCUACGCCUCCUCCGCAUGGGCAUCACCAAAACCACCAAGGUAAUACGAACCAAGCUCGCCAACGCCACCCGUCCUGCCGCCCAGGCCGAGUUCGCACACAUCCCAAUCCGCACUACAGGUCGCCAGCCCAUUCAUCCCUCAGCUCUUCUUAGACAGAAACGAGCGGGACGCUGGUACUCGACUCAAAGCGUUCACAACACCGUCCGCCGGUGGAUCUCCACCAGCGGCCCCAGAACCUCCGGUAACGUCGGCGGCAACGCACCCUUCAGCCGGGCAUCCUUUCCAAGCUCUAAUACGGCCCGCCGCGUCAGUCAAUCUACCGGCCGCGCCCCUUUCGCGAGCACCCUCCGACCAAACCUCACGGGGGGCGCCAUCACACGCACCCAGGGCGGCUACACUAUCGGUGGUGGCGGUGGCGCCCGCUACUUCUCCCAUACGCCCGCCGCGCCGGCACAGGUGGUUAACAAUGUCUCGAUAGCGAUGCGAGCCUUUUGCCUCUCGGGCCAGAAGGCUCGGUACGAUGGCCUUAACUCCCACGGUGACAGGUGCUACCGUGCCAUUUCGGAGCUCGAGCAUACCGCGUACGUCAAGAUGAUGGGCGCCAUCUCCACCCGCGGAGGCUCCGGCUCGUUUGUCGACUUCUCCAUCAGCCCCACCAUCACGGCCCUCAGUCCCUUGGGCGCCGCCGCCGCUGCGGGUUUUACCUCCGCCAACGCUGAAGCCCCCGUCACCACUCUCAACGAGGACGGUUUCCUCGACGUCCUGUCGAUUGACUUUGCGCGCGCGGUCAAGGACCUUGCCGUCAUAUUCGCCGAUCUCAAAAAACUGGCCGCUUUGGGCGAUUUACCCGUUGCCUUGGAGAAGGGAAGUGUGUUGCGAGUGCGAUUCCCCGGAGUCGAUGCCGAGACCGUUGAACGAUUGUGCGAUGAUGUCGGCGUCCAGCGUGGUAUUAUUGGCCAAGAUGCCGACUUCGAAUGCACAACUGGUGCGCCAUUGGCCCUUCGCUUCCCCUAUGCCCCCGACGAAGACAUUAAAACCAUCACCUCGCCCGGCGGCUCGGUUCGGUCCCUGUCCGGCAACGAUGUCGACUUGGAAGAGGCGUUCAUGGACGAGAUGGAUCAGCACUCUUGGAUGUCGGAUCUUGAGGGGUAUGAAAGUAUGAUGCCCACUCCAAAGAGUAGUGAGCAGUGUUCCGACGAGUAUGAAGGCUUGGAGGGCAUUUACAGAUUUCUCGAGGAGUGCGAUCGGAACAAGGGACGAUUUUAA
This is a messenger RNA of Colletotrichum higginsianum IMI 349063, 1302 nucleotides long. Its product is annotated as Casein kinase II beta 2 subunit. Bases 1 to 1302 code for a protein of 433 amino acids. Gene Ontology annotation, molecular function: proteasome binding. Gene Ontology annotation, biological process: proteasome assembly. Lineage: Eukaryota; Fungi; Ascomycota; Sordariomycetes; Glomerellales; Glomerellaceae. The record is from RefSeq and is a predicted model, not a curated record. The transcript has a single exon.